Oldenlandia corymbosa var. corymbosa is the source of this 812-nucleotide messenger RNA. Lineage: Eukaryota; Viridiplantae; Streptophyta; Magnoliopsida; Gentianales; Rubiaceae. The record is from the annotation of a GenBank genome assembly.
AUUCAAUCAAGCAAAUCAAACACCACAAUGAAGAUUCUUCAUUUUGCAUUAUUACUUCUUACUUUUCUAGCUUUUCUCAUUUCAGCUUCGGCUACCACAGCUUCAACUACUACCACCCUAAGCCGCCUCCACGAGUCCCCGGCCGGCCUAAACAGGUUCGGGAGGUUCCCGUUUCCAGUUCCUACACCAUUGAGGCAAGUCGAUGUGUCGAUUAUAUCCGCACUUCCAAACAAUAGUCCUCCCUUGGUCCUCCAUUGUUUUUCGGGAGAUGAUGAGCUUGGAUAUAGAGAUCUCCAUUCGGGAGAGCUCUACAGGUGGGAUUUCUUCGCGCAUCCGUGGACUAAAUUCCUCUGCAGCUUCAACUGGACCACAAAGACGCAAGGUUUUGCCGUCUAUGAUCUGAAGGUUGGUCUUUCCGGCGGCUGCGGUGAUGCAAUUUCUAAUGAUGAUUUAUACUGUUAUUGGCUGGUCAGAGAUGAUGGAUUUUACCUCUCCAAAAUGUACAAUCCUAAUCCAAGCCUCGGACAGAGGACCAACUCGUGGUUGAACAAGUAGUAUAAAAUUAUCAUCCCGGCCAUCAAAAUCCCUACUACAUACUACUGGUUUAUGGGAAUUAUGAAUUAUUGAAAUAAGAUUAUACUCUAUGUAUCCCUAUUUCCGCUUUUGCUUGGAUUAUGAGUCUGGAGUACUUCCUGCUAGACUGCCAAUUAACUAUGAAAAUUAUGCUUAUUAUACUACAAGAUAAGUUUCUUUCAGUUAGUCCAUUCUAAGAAAUAUUGCAUACAGUUAUCGCCCUUUUGACCAUUGUUGUC